CGACAACUCACAACGCAGUUCGAUGCAGGAGGCGGAGGCGGAGGUGCCUGAGUCGGUUUUGGCGGUCGAGCUGCGCCGUUUGCUGGAAGCAAUCUCGUCCCCCGCGAUGGACUAAGAAGCCCUUCACGACUCCAUCCAUCACCAAGCGCGCAUGGUUCAGCUCUUAGGCUGAUCAGCAUCUCAAGCGCCUCGAGCUAAGACAGCCGUCAACAUGGACCCAUCCACGCCUCAGCAGGAUGCCAAUAACUUGGAGGACAGACUUCGUAGAAUGAUUCUGCUCAACGGAUCCGUUCCAGACGAUGUGCCGAACGACUCGAGGCCACGAGUGCGCCUUCCUCCAAUGGCUCCGCCAGGUUACGGACCUCAGUAUCCACCACCGCCGCAGAACGGCAGCUUCCAUCAUCAACGACUCAUGAGCGGCAGUGGCAGUUCUGGACCAAGCUCUCCAUCGAGUCACGGAUUUCCUCGUCCGAUGUCUGGUCACUCAAUGUUUCCCCCGCCUAUGGCUUCGCCAAGUCCGCCGAUGCCACCUCCAGGAUUCCUGCCGCCCCAUUUACGCCAUGCUCCGCCACCAGAGCAUCUCGCACAACAUAUGGCGCCUGUACCAGCUCCACCACCGCCGCCAGGGUUCCGCCAGACUCGGGGAGGAUUUCAUGGGCCUCCAAGCAAUCAACGUGGCAAUGGCAGAGGUAACGGCGCGCCUCGUCAGCAGCGCAACCAGCAGAUUCAACUAGAUCCAGAUGCCUUCCAACGUGGUGGCCCGGUGCAGUCCCAGACUCGACCACAGCAAGGCGCGCGUAAUCUCUACGAUCCGAACGCCCGGCAGACGCAGUCAAACUUCACCACCAGGGACAUCUUGCGCCAGAGACAAGCGAAGUAUCUAGACGACCUGGCAAGCAGAGAGGUGCCCAGUGUAGAAAUGAGUCAGUCUGAGCGCGAUGAGAAGGAGCAGUUUCGCGUAGCGCUACAGCGCGUCUGCGACAAUGUGUGCACGGCCAAUCCUCGUCUACCUAAAAUAUCGCUCGAAUGCUUCGGCAGCUUCCAGUCUGGUUUCGCCAGCGCCGGUUCCGACAUGGAUCUGGCUAUAGUCGUGCAAGAUCCCAACUCCACGGAAGCUGUUUUCUCUAUGUUCGAGGACGAUCUGCCCCGCUCACUUGAGAAAGAGCUCCUCAAGGUCGGCUUUGGCGCACGUCUGCUGACGCGGACUCGUGUGCCAAUUAUCAAAAUCUGCCAGGAUCCGGGCGAGAGUCUGCUCGACAAGCUUCGCAUAGAACGAGAGAAGUGGGAUUUUCUCCCUAAUGAGAAGAAAUAUCCGCAUCUUCACAAAGAGGAGGAUGAAGUCGCGGAAGAUGAUGUUACCCGAGCCAUCGAUGGCUCAGCAAAGACUGUCCAAGCCGGCGCGGAAAAUGCGCAACUGGUCACAACCCAAGUGACGGUCGAGGCCGUCACUACCAACGGCGAUGAAGCGACUGUACAGAAGCAGGCAGCUAGCAUCACCGCAACUGCCACUGUUGAGGAAAACACUAAUGGACAACAACAACUUGCCCAAGCUCGGCGUGAGCAGCAGAAAUCGUGGACACGGGAGCGAAAGGCAGGGCCACUCGAUUUCCCAAAGGACGGUAUUGGUAUUCAAUGCGACAUCAACUUCUUCAACCCCCUCGGUCUACACAAUACUCAGAUGUUGCGCUGCUACUCGAAAUGCGACCCACGCGUCCGACCCAUGGUACUUUUCGUCAAGUCUUUCGCGAAGCUACGCAAGAUCAACAGCUCCUAUUCAGGCACGCUAUCGAGUUAUGGCUACGUGCUGAUGGUCUUACACUAUCUCGUGAACGUGGUGCAGCCGCCCGUUCUGCCAAACCUACAGAUGCCCUGGCGCCCGAAUCCCAACUGUGCACCGCCUGGUUAUUCCAGGACUGAAGUUGAUGGCUGGGUUGUUGACUUUUGGCGCAACGAGCAAGAGAUCGAGGCUGCUUUGCACAAUGGUCAAAUGAGUUCCAAUGCUGAAUCUUUGGGUUCUUUACUUGCCGGCUUUUUCCAGUACUAUUCUUCGAUGGGCAACGGUCCUCAGUUUCGGUGGACACAGCAAGUACUUUCCCUUCGCACUCCUGGCGGGAUCAUGACGAAGGAGGCCAAGGGCUGGGUCAAGGCCACCACUGAAGAAGGCGAGGGCAAGAAAAUCCAGCAUCGCUACCUCUUCUGCAUCGAAGACCCAUUUGAGCUUAGCCACAAUGUCGCCCGAACUGUUACGCACAACGGCAUUGUGGCUAUUCGCGAUGAGUUUCGACGUGCCUAUCGCAUCCUCAUGAGUGUAGGGCAAGGUCCACACGGGCAGCCGUCUCAGGAGGGCGACUUGUUCGAUAAGCUGAUCGAGCCCGGAGAGGAUGAGAAGGAGUUGGAGCAAGUACAUCUGGAAAUUCUCGAGAACAACAAGCUCGUGCACGAAGACGAGGAAGCAGUGCUGGCGCAGAAGAAGAAGCGUCAUGGCACUAGAGGGAAGCGACACAAGGACACGGACAGCACUGUGACUGGUGAGCCGCAGCAACGCAAGCAAAGUCUGCCUAAGCCGCAACCCAAGCACUUGGACGUAGCAGACCAAGAGGCUUUUCCCACACUCGGCGCAGCGAAGACGACGAACUCGCGAAGAAAGAAGAGCACAGGCAGUGCCACGAAGAAUAGCAACUUCACCGAGAUCUCUGGCGAAAAGGCAGCCGAGUACCUCGAAGAGUUCCGUCGUAAGAAGGCGGAAGAGCAUGCCGAGAGUACGGCGUACGGAGCAGCAGAGGCGGUGCUCAAUGGGCUUGAUUGAGCGAUUGCAAGCAUUGCGUGCUGCGUCUGUCUAGCUUGGACUGGCGAGGCACAGUAUCUUUCAGGCGCCCUCAGGCGACUUACAGCAUCUUCACUCGAGCAACCUUGGUGAUCAUCCACAUAAGGGAGGCGACAGAAUUCAUGCACAGCAACACGGAUCGCUUGCAGAUGGCUUAGAUACAAUGUAAGUCAACGAACAGUAGUUGAACCUCACUCACCACACGUAGGAUAUUAG
Messenger RNA from Cercospora beticola, 3040 nucleotides. RefSeq lists its product as uncharacterized. Gene Ontology annotation, biological process: RNA 3'-end processing. Gene Ontology annotation, molecular function: RNA uridylyltransferase activity. The record is from RefSeq and is a predicted model, not a curated record. NCBI's taxonomy places the organism in Eukaryota, Fungi, Ascomycota, Dothideomycetes, Mycosphaerellales, Mycosphaerellaceae.